GUUGCUGCGCCGGCUUCCACUUCAGCUCUAACGGUGAGAGGCGUCAUCUCCGGCAGCGGACUUCAUUGUGAAGGGAACUGCUACCUUUUUUUUUUAACACCAGCAUUCGGGUCCCAUGGACAAACUCUUUGUAAAUGCUUUUUAAGAAUCCACACUCUAGGAGAAUAAACACUAGCUACUCUGCAGGCCCUGGCCUCGAGUCUUAUUUGAAGGGAUUUAACUUCACUGGUGAACCGCCUUGGCUUCUCUGCACCUGAGUAACAGCAACACGAUAUUCCAUCUCUUUCAUAUUCAGAUUACUUUUGGCCAAUCAAAAGGACUUCUUGUGAUCAUGAACACUGCCACAUCCAACGAGUUUGAGUUCUCCUUCCUGGAGGAGGGUUUCUGUGCCCGGGAUAUUGUUGAGCAGAAGAUUAAUGAGUCAUCCAUGACAGAUGACCGGGAUGCCUUCUAUGUCUGUGACUUGGGGGAUGUGCUGAAGAAACAUUUGCGCUGGGCAAGAGCCCUGCCUCGGGUUACGCCUUUCUAUGCCGUCAAAUGCAAUGACAGCCGGGCUGUAGUGAUGACGCUGGCAUCCCUGGGAGCUGGCUUUGAUUGUGCAAGCAAGACGGAAAUUCACCUGGUUCAGUCUCUGGGAGUCGAUCCAAGUAGAAUCAUCUAUGCCAACCCCUGCAAGCAAGUUUCACAGAUCAAGUAUGCAUCUGCCCAUGGGGUCCAGAUGAUGACCUUUGAUAGCGAGGUGGAACUCAUGAAAGUGGCCCGUUGUCAUGACAAUGCCAAGCUGGUGCUGCGCAUUGCCACAGAUGACUCAAAGGCAGUGUGUCGCCUGAGUGUGAAGUUUGGGGCCCCACUCAAGGCUUGUCGAGGUCUUCUGGAGCGGGCUAAAGAACUGGGCCUGGAUGUGAUCGGCGUCAGCUUCCACGUUGGCAGUGGCUGCACUGAUCCUGAAACCUACACCCAGGCUAUCGCUGACGCACGCUGUGUCUUUGAUAUGGGGGAUGAGUUGGGCUUCAACAUGGAUCUGUUGGACAUCGGAGGUGGUUUCCCAGGUUCAGAUGAUACUGAACUCAAAUUUGAAGAGAUCACAGCAGUCAUCAACCCAGCCCUGGACAAGUAUUUCCCUGCUGACACUGGUAUUAAGGUCAUUGCUGAGCCAGGUCGCUUCUAUGUGGCCUCUGCUUACACACUGGUUGUCAACAUCAUUGCCAAGAAGGUCAUCAUGGAUGACGAGUCAGCCUCUGACGAGGAAGACGAAGGGACCACGGAUAGGACUCUGAUGUACUAUGUCAAUGAUGGUGUGUACGGCUCCUUCAACUGUAUUCUCUAUGACCAUGCUCACUGUCUGCCAACACUACAUAAGAAGCCAAAGCCAGAUGAGGUCAUGUACCCCUGCAGUAUCUGGGGCCCAACAUGUGACGGCCUCGAUCGCAUUGUUGAGCAAUGUGACCUGCCUGACCUGCAGGUGGGCGACUGGCUGGUCUUUGAGAACAUGGGUGCCUACACCGUGGCUGCCUCCUCCACCUUUAACGGCUUCCAAAGACCUGACAUUCACUAUGUCAUGUCCCGCCCUGCUUGGCAACAUGUGCAGCAGAUCUGUUCCCAGGGCAUGCCAGCUCCUGCGGAGGAGUCCUGCCUGUUUGAAGUGCCAGCCGGCUGUGGUCGAGAGAGCAGCUUGGAGAUGCCCACUAAGCCCUGCCAGGCCCAUGUGGUUUAAAUGCAUAGUGUACAUCACAGCAAUGUUCUAGCAUCCUUUUGUGUGUUUUUUUUUUUUCCCGUCUUUUUUUCUUCCUUCUCCCCAAAUGUACGUGAAACUUCAAGGCCAGUUACUUGACCGGAGAAUGAGAGGGACAUAAAUGCACAAAAUUGUGUGUUCUGUAUGGAAGCUGGGGAUCAACCCUCAAUGAAAUGAGGCUGAAUCACACUCUGAGUGUCUCUGUGUGUUCCAGGCAGUGUGACAGGGCAACUCUGUGCUUGAACUCAUUGCUGCAGUCUUUCUGCCCUAAUUGUGGGGGAAUGACUGAAAGGAGUACUGUAGUUCAUGAAGAACCUAUUUACUGAACUGGAGUAGUGUAAGCUUUGCAAAGUAAAUCCCCAAAACUACUUGACUGGUUCCAUCACCACAGGAUUCACAACACUUGAAACUGUAGCAGUAGUCCAAGAGGUGAAGGGUUACCAGUGCCAUUAAUUUAGUCAUUUUUAAGUAUAUUAGCAGGUUGCUUACAGCAACCAGCAAUUACCAGCGCUAACUGAUCUGCAAAAUGUAAAAGGGAGGUUAGUUUAUUAAACUGCUGACUCUUCAAAGUCCUAACUGCUUAAGUCACACCCAGAGCUAGUAACUUGCAAAGAGGUGGUUGGAAGGGUGAUUUAAUUCCUCAAAAAAUGGCUGCUAUGUAUAUUUAUUAUUUUCCAUGAUCUCCACUUCUGUACAGAACCUGUCAAGUGUUAGUUCUUAAGAUGUGUCCUUUAUUUUUGUUUUUUUUUCUACUGUCCUUCAUAAGUUAUUCACUGUUGUAUUCUAUAAAUGCUUCUCUGCUGAUUAUGGCCAGAGCCACGUUUUCCCAUACGAAGUUUGAAUGUGCUCACAGGGAGAGUGCACAUGUACACCACACUUUCUGCAUGUUAAAACACCGUACACUUUGCAUCUGUGCCAACGUGGCUGCAGCAGUUACUCUCACUGGUCAGACAGCAAUAUAGAUGCAUACACUAUGUCGACAUUUCAGGUGCCACCAAAAACAUCUACAAGAUUGACACUUAAAACACAGGGACUCAAGAAGCAGAUUGUACCUCUCCUCUUCUCCUUAUUUUAUUACUUUAUUUUUUUUGUAACUUGUAGAAGGCAAGAAGUCUGUUCAUGAUAUUAAUAAGCCGUGUUUAACCAUACAUUUGAAAUGGAUACGAAAGAGACGGGAUUGCAAAUGCGUAAUGCUUUCCUAUGGAAACUUUUUGAAGUUUUGUAUUUUUUUAAUAAAUAAAACAUUAGGUGCAGAGCCGAAUUAUG
This is a messenger RNA of Larimichthys crocea (large yellow croaker), 2998 nucleotides long. It is a transcript of the gene odc1, whose product is annotated as ornithine decarboxylase 1. NCBI's taxonomy places the organism in Eukaryota, Metazoa, Chordata, Actinopteri, Sciaenidae. Gene Ontology annotation, cellular component: cytoplasm. Gene Ontology annotation, molecular function: ornithine decarboxylase activity. The transcript has 11 exons. The record is from RefSeq and is a predicted model, not a curated record. Bases 332 to 1714 code for a protein of 460 amino acids.